CGAACUUCAAUGCCGAAUAUCCGUCUCAUUCAAACUUCUCAUGGGUCCUCCGAAUCAAAAUCCAAAAUCUUAAAAAACCAAUAGAACCCAAUUUCCGACCGAUGAACGUUCAAAGAGCUUGAGCCAAAGUAACCCAAGAAAAAAAAAUUAUUAAGACUUGAACGGAUUGGGAAAGACCCUUCAGCAGAAGAAUGCUGAGGAACGUACCAUCUCUCUCGGUUUUCGUUACUGCAGAUGGUGACCAGGGCGAAAAUCCGGUGAUUGAAACUGAUGAAACUUUGGAGAGAACGAUUAGGAUUGGCGACAGGAUUAGCGGCGAGUUCAGUUUCGUUAGACAGGUGGAUUUCUUAUCUAUCAAGGAAGAAGAUGACGAAGGCGGCGAAGGAGAAGGUGAUGAGAAAAUAGAAGGAUAUGACAGAAACCGAAACAUGGGUUUCGGAGAAGAUGGCGAAAGAGGAAAAGGGUUUGACAGAGACGGAGAAUUGGGGUCUGGGGAAGAAGAAAUGAAGAAGCGACAGGAGGAGUCCGAGGAAGAGAAGAAGAAGAAGAAGAUAGCGAUUGCACGAAAAGAGGAGAAAAGAGAUCCAGAUGAGAAACUGGGUUUUGAAGAAGAGAUCGAACGGCCACCUAGCCCUCCUAUGCAUUUAGCAGCAGGGCUCGGGAUUGAUAAGUUCGAUUUGUAUGGUAAUGAGAUUAAAUUUGAUUUACCGAGUUUUGAUGACGAGAACUGUGAUGGGUACUACAAAACGAUGCUUGAGGAUUAUCCAUUGCAUCCUCUGCUUCUCAGAAACUACGCUCAGUUCUUGGAGUUUCAAGUAAUGGCAAGUUUUCUGACGCCACAGUUCAAAGGAGACCUCCAUGGAGCAGAAGACUACUACCAUCGGUGUACAAUAGUGGAGCCCGACGAUGGAGAAAUCAUGGUUAACUAUGCAAGAUUGGUGAUGAGGCUUCAUCAGGACAAAGCCAAAGCAUCAAACUACUUUGAACGUGCUGUUCGAGCAUCUCCUGCAGACAGCAACGUUCUUGCUGCAUACGCGAGUUUCCUUUGGGAGACAAACGAUGACAGUGAUGAGGACGAGGAGGAAGAUGAAGAAAAUCGUCAAGGAAGAGAACAGUUUGAGCUUACUGGAGCAGAAGACCGGAGUUCAAACCCGGCAAAGGCUGAAACCGAAGAUGGAGAGACAAUGUACCAAUACGCUAAAUCGUUCUGGGAGGUGCAUCGUGAUCGUGGUAUGGCUUCGUUCUACUUCAGAAAGGCCGUUGAGGCCGGCCCAGGUGACAGCGAUAUUCUUGCAGCAUAUGCUCGGUUCUUGUGGGAAACAGAUGAAUGUGACGACGACGACGAUGAAGAAGAAGAGAGAUCAGGCGGGCAUCAUGUUGGAAGGUCAUCUUCCUCGUGAGGUCUCUUUGACUGUUGAAAACUUUCUAGUCUUGAGAUAAUCAAUGGCAAUAGAACCCCGAUUGCCUCGGAAACAGACAUGAUGUCCCUGUAUGUAUACCUGUAUAACACAUGAACACUUCCAUGUGUAGUAAAAUGCAGUUUGAUCAUGUAUUACCACAAGACAUAAUUUUAUUUUUCAGUUUUAUUGUAAAGCAAAACCUAUCUUGGACCAACAUGUAUUUCCUAGA
Messenger RNA from Tarenaya hassleriana, 1629 nucleotides. RefSeq lists its product as uncharacterized. Gene Ontology annotation, biological process: RNA processing. The coding region runs from base 192 to 1400 and encodes 402 amino acids. Gene Ontology annotation, molecular function: protein binding. The record is from RefSeq and is a predicted model, not a curated record. Lineage: Eukaryota; Viridiplantae; Streptophyta; Magnoliopsida; Brassicales; Cleomaceae. The transcript is spliced from 5 exons.